Molecule: messenger RNA, 1134 nt
Organism: Neoarius graeffei (lesser salmon catfish)
Lineage: Eukaryota; Metazoa; Chordata; Actinopteri; Siluriformes; Ariidae
Gene: rxfp3.3a2
Product: relaxin family peptide receptor 3.3a2
Exons: 1
Coding region: 1-1134 (377 amino acids)
Biological process (GO): immune response; G protein-coupled receptor signaling pathway
Cellular component (GO): membrane
Molecular function (GO): G protein-coupled receptor activity
Source: RefSeq, a predicted model, not a curated record
AUGCAGGCAAUGGAAGGCGAGGCUUCGAACAAGGCACCUGCGCGUUUCUCCGAGAGCAUGGGGGAGACUGUGAACCUCAGCGGAUGGGCAACACUGAACAAGACCGUGAUCCACCUGAACAAGUUCAGCAGUCUGGAGGACAUCGACCUGAGCGCAGACGGGAGUCUGAUCCUGAGGGUCAUCAUUUCGUCGGUUUACGCAGCGGUGUGCGCUGUGGGUCUGCUCGGCAACUUGCUGGUGUUCUUCCUGAUGAAGACGAAGCUUGGGAAGAGGAGGAGGAAGAGAUCCGCGAUCAACUUUUUCGUCGUCAACUUGGCCGUGACCGACUUCCAGUUCGUGCUCACGCUGCCGUUCUGGGCUGCAGACGCGGCGUUGGAUUUCAGCUGGCCCUUCGGUAACGCCAUGUGCAAGAUCGUGCUGUCGGUCACGGUGAUGAACAUGUACGCCAGCGUGUUCUUCCUCACGGCCAUGAGCGUGAGUCGGUACUGGUCGGUGGCGUGCUGCGUGCGAGGGAACGGCAUGCGCCGCAGGUGCGUCUCGGUGAAGUGCGUGUGCGCGGCGCUCUGGGUUCUCGCAAGCGUCGCCACGGCGCCCACGGCCGCCUUCUCCAUGGUGACGGUGGUGGCCGGUGAGAGACUCUGCCUCCUCCGCUUUCCCGAUGGCCACCCCUGGCUCGCGCUCUAUCACCUCCAGAAAGUCGUGCUCGCCUUCAUCUUGCCCAUGAUCACCCUGUCCAUCUGCAACGCGCUGCUUUUGCGCUUCGUGCGCCGCAGGAUCGUCGCGAACAGCAGCCGCCCGAGGAGACGGUCCAGGUCCAAAGUCACCAAAUCCGUGAUCAUCGUAGUCCUUUCGUUCUUCAUCUGCUGGAUGCCGAACCACGCCAUCACGCUUUGGGGGGUGCUUGUGAAAUUUAACGCGGUGCGCUGGGACAGGACGUACUACAUGGUCCACACGUACGUGUUCCCUUUGACUGUUUGCCUCGCUCAUGCAAACAGCUGUUUAAACCCGGUGUUGUAUUGCUUAAUGCGCAGGGAGUUCAGGAAGAUGCUCAGGAACCUGUUCUGGAGAGCUUCCUCACCUGCUGUCACCAAAGCGCGCGGUUCUGUCGGUGCCGUGGACCGGGAAUCCGUUUAA